UGAAGUAUCAAAAUGAAAAGAUAAAAAUUUAAUCCAAGUCCUUAUAUUUGUGCAGAUACAUUUUUAAACAGAAUUUAUUUAUAUAAAAGAAAGUCAAAAAUGGAUAUGCACAUAGGAGCACUCAUACAAAUUACAACAAUCAAUGAUGAAGUUUAUGAAGGUGUUGUUCAAACCAUUUCAAUUGAUGAAAAAAAAAUUAUCAUUAAAAAAGCUAAAAAUUGCAAUACUGGAGAAGUCUAUGAAAGAGAAGUACACCUAUUUGGUGAUCAAAUUACUGAUUUAAAAAUUAUUCAAAAUCCUGCAGAAAAAGAAAAAAAAGCUGAGGGGAAAAAGCAACCAUCAAAAUUGUCAAAUCUUUCUAAUGAAUUUAAUAAUAUAAAAGUGGAGCAAACCUUGUCAAGUAUAAAUCAGACAGAUAUUUCUCAAAAAAAAGAUGUCUUACUUGACACAAGUGAUAAUGGAUCUUCGCUUACUCAGAUUAAUCAUAUCAAUCCAUCUGCUUAUCUCAGCGGUUUUGAAAAAGUACAAAAAGCCAAGCUCACAGAACCACCAUUGGCUGUACUUCUUAAUUCUCUAAAUAAUGAAUUUAAUGCAGUGAUGACAAAGUUGAACAAUCAAAAGGUUUUAUCGAUUAUUGCAGAAGGGCAAGCUGUAAACCGUUUUGGGCAUAUUUCUUUACUAACUGUGGCCAGCAGAGAAAUGGUUUAUAUAAUAGACUUAGAAGCAUUUGAUGGUUUUCCUAACUCCUUAAAAGAUCUAAUUGAGAAUGCUAAUGUUUUAAAGGUUGUUCACGAUGUACGCAUGACAAGUGACUGCCUUUAUCAUAUUUAUGGCAUUUGUCCAAAAAAUAUAUUUGAUACUCAGGUAGCUGAUGCAUUUAUAAAAAGACAAAUGUUUGGUGAGUUUCCUGAUGAAGUAACAUCACUUGCAAAAUGUGUAGAAACUUAUCUUGGUAUUUGUCCUUGUACAUUUGAAACUGAUAAAUCAAGUAUAAUACAGAAAACAAGAAAUAUUUGGGAAAAAAGACCACUUCAUAAAGAUUUUUUAUCUGUUUGCGCCGAAGCAUGUAUGUACUUAAGAGAACUUCGGCCUAUUAUGAUGGAAAAGUUAUUAAUUGAAUUCUUAUAUGGAGUCGAUAUAUAUCUGGAUGUUGCAAGGAACAUGAGUGAUAAUCAAAUUAAAUUGGUUAACUCAAAGAAAUUACCUCGUGAGUUCUCUCAUAUUUCAUAUUUAAAACAGAAUCGCUCCAAACGGUUUGUAAAGCAUAGUAAACAGCAUUAUAAGGAUAAAACCUCUGAUACUCCUGCAGAAAAUGUAAGAAGCGGUUGGGAUGACGGCGUAAACUUUCAUGAUAAGUACCAAGAAAAGCAUGGUUCAAUUGUGGAAUGCUUAGACAACACAAGUUCUCCCUUAAUUGAUCCAACUAAGCCAGUGUUAAAACGGAAAGACGAAGAAAACAGUCCUAAAGAAACUGCGCGUAUACUCGAUGCGACUAGAAAUUUUUAUGAUAAAGAUGAAAACGAAAGAUUCAAUAUUGGAGUUAACAGUUCCGUUCAUCAGACUUUUAGUAAUGGUAAUUUUGAGGAUUUAUCUGUUUUUCAAUUCUCGAAAUAUAACCAAGUAAAUUUAAAUGCAUUGGAUGAUAAUACGAUGUCAUCAACCUCUGAUUCAAAUGACGAUUUUUUCUCUUCAAAAGUAGGAAAGCCUUUAAGUAAAAGGCAUACCCAUACAUUGACGAAUUCUGGAAAAACUAUGUUGCGUAAUUUAUUACGACCUGUUAAGAAUGAAAAUUCUAACCCUAAAGAGUUUCAACAACACGCAACAAAUUCGAAUAAAAAUGGUUCAUUUAAAAAUCAUACUGAAAAAACGAUGUCAUCUAGUAAAAACAUAAGUUCGACGUAUAAUAAUACUGCUUCAUUUAAGAAUGAAGAAAUAAAAACUCCGAUUGUAAAAAAAUCUUUCGGGCGCGGGCAAUAUUUAGCCUUAAUGUCAGAAUUAUUUGAGAAAAAUCCGUCAAGAAAUGAACCCAAAACAUUUGGCGAAAUGGGAGUAUUUGAGUUUCCUUCUGAUGAUGAACUGCUAGACACGCCUCAUGUUGCACCUAUGGUUGCUAGUUUGCCAGCUUUGUCUAAAAGUGUAAGUGUGCUAAAAAAAUGAUAUCAACCCACAAAAAUACAGCAUAAAUUAUUUAUUUGUUUUGAAAUUACUAAUGUUACAUCGUAAUACUUAUUUAAUAAUAUAAAUUAUUCUAAGUUUGCCUAAUAUUUAAACGAUUAGACGGAUAAACGCAUAAAAGAUCCAACUUUGAAAAUUUUGAGGUGAUUGAGAAAAUACAACCUUAGUAGAAAAUCUGUUGUUAGUAGUUAAGAAAUAUAUAAAAAAAAAAAGAAUUAUUAACCGUCUAUAUAAAUUAAAAAAAAAAAGACGCUUUCCAGUUGGAUUUUUAUACUCCGACCAUUUUUUAAACAGCUGCAUCAGUAUAACAUCGCAGUAAUUGAUAAUAAAAGUUUAUGUUUAAAAUAUGUAACUUCACCUAAUACAAUUGAAAGAUUUUCAUCUGAAUUUUUUUUUGUAUUUAUCCGUUUUAUAUUUCUUAACGAUGAUUUGUUUUUUUGUUUUUUUGUUAAAUUUUUCUAAGAUCACAGAAAAUUAGUAACACUAUAAAAACAAAAAAUAGAAUU
Messenger RNA from Hydra vulgaris (swiftwater hydra), 2681 nucleotides. Its product is annotated as piRNA biogenesis protein EXD1. Gene Ontology annotation, molecular function: nucleic acid binding; 3'-5' exonuclease activity. NCBI's taxonomy places the organism in Eukaryota, Metazoa, Cnidaria, Hydrozoa, Anthoathecata, Hydridae. The record is from RefSeq and is a predicted model, not a curated record. Gene Ontology annotation, biological process: piRNA processing. Gene Ontology annotation, cellular component: PET complex.